Diorhabda carinulata is the source of this 1967-nucleotide messenger RNA. Its product is annotated as zinc finger protein 184-like. The transcript is spliced from 8 exons. Gene Ontology annotation, molecular function: DNA-binding transcription factor activity; RNA polymerase II cis-regulatory region sequence-specific DNA binding. The coding region runs from base 102 to 1898 and encodes 598 amino acids. NCBI's taxonomy places the organism in Eukaryota, Metazoa, Arthropoda, Insecta, Coleoptera, Chrysomelidae. Gene Ontology annotation, biological process: regulation of transcription by RNA polymerase II. The record is from RefSeq and is a predicted model, not a curated record.
GACACUGUCAUUAAUGUCAGCUGUCAAAUAAAUUUAGAAAUUCUAUUUACCGAUUGUACAAUUCGGAUUUGAUUUCAAAAAAUAGGAUAUUUUUAAUUGAAAUGUCCCGAGUAAUUAAAGAUAUCGAGGAACCUAGGCUUCAAUACAUUCUUAAUGAUGGAAGAUUUAUUUUAGAUCCCUCCGUCGCCGAUACAAAUGACAUAAUAUAUACCGAUGAAAAUGAAGCAAUUAUUUUGAACGGCGAAAUAAUCCGAGAAGAAAAUACGCCGAAAUUUAUUCUUAGCGAAGAUGGAAGCGAUUUGAGCUCCUACAUAACGAAUAACGAUAAUAACGCAGAUGAAGUAUUAAUAGGUAAUGUCGAUCGAAGUUCGCAAUACAUUAUUCAAUAUAUAGAUGACUAUGGUAAUAUAAAAAAUGCCUCUGAUAUUAUCUAUAUAAAUGAAGACGGGGUUCCGUUAACUCUCGAAGAUUUAUCUGCCCAGUAUCGACCUACGGAAUUAAUGGAAAUUAGUGAAAACUCAGAAGAAAAUAGUUUGAUGAACCUUGAAUCUGUAGAUAAUAAUUCUUGUAUUAUAUCAUCGAGCGAUGAAGAAGAUAUAAAUUCAACUAGGCUUAUAAAUUUUCAAUGCGCCGAUCAAGAAGAUAACUCCUUCGUCGCUAUAGGUCCGGCAGAUUGGUAUCAACAUACGGAAAGUACGGAUGUGGAAUUGUUACAAGGAUAUCAAGGAGAAGAUCAUCCAGAAAUAAUCACCGUCUCGUCUUUAUCUGAUAACAACGAUACAAAUCAACUUGGCACCAUCACUGGAAAGGACCUGAUAACCGGUCAAACGAUGAGUCUGGAAAGUUAUGUGAAUAAAAUAAAAAAACGCAUAAAAUCAAAUGCUCCCGAUUCGGUAAACGGGAAAUGUCGUAAUUUAAACGCAUUUUUAAACAAGAAAUUCAAUUUGGGACUGACGGUUGGUGGAAAAAAUCUAAUGGGUAAAAUAAUACGUGUCACCUCCAAGGCAACGUCCAAUAAAAAUCGAGUAACUGAAGGACUGUCGAACAAAUCGUUGGAUACCAAAUUGAGGUGCGUUCAAACGAAACUCCUAUCGAAGAAAUCUGAUCAGUUCCAAAGAAUCUCCAAUAUCCUAUCGGGUCUAAUGAAAACCGAGAAAAUCCAACGGCAAUUAUCCAACAAAAAUGUACACAUCAAUUUGGUAGACAAAUAUUGUUAUAACAUGAGGAACAUAAUAGAGAACGUUUCUGUUGUUGGCGGUUACAUGGAGGAAAAGGGAAACGGUUGGAUUUUCGUACCAGAUUCUCUCACAAAUGGAAAAAGGCCUAAUAUCCAAUCGUCCCCCAACAAAAUCGGAGUCACCAUCGAAACAACGCACAAAAGGGAAAAGUCUUAUGUAAAGGUGAUGAUCGACGAUAAUUUCACCUGCGACCAUCACAGAUGUCAACAUUGUAACUGUCUGUUUGAAAAUGUCGAUGAUCUGAAGACGCACGUUGAUGCCGAACAUGCAAUAUGCAGAGUUUGUGAUAAGAAGGAGGGAUUACAAUGUCACCAACGGUUACAUUCGGGCGAAGAAGUUAAUUGCGACGCGAAAUUUUAUAAAAACGAUAAUAAGCAUUCACGAUUUUGCUGCGAUAUCGAAUCGGCGAAUCAAAAAAAAUCCCAUAAUUCGCACAACGUCGAAACCGUUAAAAAAACCCAAAUAAAAUAUUACGCGUGUGAAAUAUGCAAACGUACUUUUUCGAGAAUGGCCAACCUCCAAAGACACGUCGCAAUACAUAAAAACGGCGAGCAACUUUUCAGGUGCGCCAUUUGUAGAUGUUCUUACCAAUACAUAUCCACUUUAACUAGACACAUACUGAAGAAUCACGUCCAACUGCAAAGACCAAAUUUCGAUUAGUAGUACAAAAAUAAGUUUCAAUGCUCAAAAUUAUAUUUGACAAAAAAUAGGAAGUAAAUAUUAAAUAAA